CAAUCCAAUCCCAUAAAAUGUUUGUUUGGGAGUACGGAAUGCAACUGCAAAUCGAGGAUUUCGAGGUCUGACAUCUAUCUGUCUGCUAAUCAACUAGCUAAAAGGGAUAAGGCUGUGUACAUCUAAUCCUGCUUCUCGUGGAAUCUUCUCCAAAUUGUUGCUGUUGGUGCUUGUGAUGAUUGAGUUCUUAUGAAAGCAUCCCCUGCCGAUGUUGUAGGCUUGUCGUAUCCGUUCUUGCUAAGAAAGUAGUAUCCGACAAAGUAAAGGGAAGUGACUGGCAGAGUUGCCAAAGCAGGGGAAUUAUCCCUCAAAUACUGAAAUGUAUCCUGAAGUUACAAUAGUAAAUCCCAUGUUUGAACCUGUACUUCCAAAUGAACGUACCAGAAGACGUGCUGCUUUAGCAAGGUCAGCUUACGCAAAUUCUAAAUCAAGGUUUUUUGAGCCACCAUAUCCUGGUGAUGAAGCUUUGGCUAAUCAAAGCACUUAUAUGGUGGGUUCAAACAAACCUUAUACAAAUCCGGCUCAGGUUUAUCCUAGAGUUAGUAUGGCUAUUCCAAAUGCUACUCCGGGUUUCCAAAGCUCACCAUUAAAUGCCCAUGGAAAAGAUGAAGAAACUAAUGAGGUUGUUUACAAAUCCAUUGACAAGCAAGGGAAUCACCAAUUUCGUAGGAGGUUGAAAAUUUUCGUUUUCGUGGAGUUGGUUGUAUUUCUUUGCUUGAUGUGUUUGCUGAUUGCUAGUUUAAUAGACUACAAUUUGCAAAAUACCACAAUAUGGAGUUUAGAGCUUUGGAAGUGGUGUGUUCUCUUUACAAUGAUGUUUAGUGGUCGAUUGAUAGCGAAAUAUUUCAUCAAUGUGAUUGUUUACUUGGUGGAACGAAAACUUCUUUUCAAGAAGAAAAUUCCCUAUUAUGCCAAUGGAUUGAAGAGAGGUGUACGAGUUUUUUUUUGGCUGAGCUCAGUUCUUCUCGCGUGGAUUUUGUUGUUCAUUCAUGGGAGCAACAGGUCAAGAGAAGCCACCAUAGUAUUACAUUAUAUUACAAAAGCUAUAGCCGGGUGUUUAUUUGGGGCAGUAAUAUGGCUAGUGAAGACUACAUUAAUCAAGACUUUAGCUUUAUCUUUCCAUGUCAAGAGGUUCUUUGAUCGAAUUCAAAAAUCAAUAUUUCAUCAAUAUGUGCUUCAAAUGCUUUCUGGUCCUCCAAUCAUGGAGAAGGCAGCAAGAGUAGCCAUAUCGAGAAAUUUAAGUCAGCUGAGUUUAGAGCGAAGGACAAAUAAUAAAGGUAUAAGAGAAGAGGUUAUUAAUGUGGAGAAGCUUCAACAACUAAACCAAGAAAACGUCUCUGCAUGGACCAUGAAAAGAUUGAUCAAACUCGUAAGGAGAACAAAGCUGUCUAUUACUUCCUGUUUCCUUGACUCAGGUGAAGUUGAUGGCAUGGGUGAGCUAAGUAAAGAGAUCAAGAGUGAAUGGCGAGCAAAAGUUGCUGCUUCCAAAAUCUUCAACAAUGUUGCAAAACCUGGUUUUGAUUAUAUUGAAGAGGAAGAUCUCUUGCGUUUCAUAAAAAUCGGUGAAUUAAACCAAGUACUUCCUUUGUUUGAUGGAUAUAUUGAAACUGGUAAGAUCAAGGAGUCGGCCUUAGAGAAAUGGGUGGUUACUGCUUACAUGGAGCGCAAAUCACUUGCUCAUUCAUUAGAUGAUACUAAAACAGCUGUGGAUGAAUUGAAUAUUUUAGCUUCAAGCGUGGUGUUAAUUGUUAUAGCUAUUGUGUGGACUCUUGUGAUGGGAUUUUUGACCACCAAAAUACUUGUGUUUGUUACAAGUCAGCUCUUGCUCGCGACAUUUAUAUUUGGCAAUGCCUUCAAGACUGUGUUUGAGGCAAUCAUAUUUGUAUUUGUAAUGCAUCCAUUUGAUGUAGGUGACCGUUGUGUGAUUGAUGGUGUUCAGAUGGUUGUUGAAGAGAUGAACAUUUUGAACACAAUCUUCUUGAGAUAUGAUAAUGAAAAAAUAUCCUAUCCAAAUACUGUUUUAGCAACCAAACCAAUCAGCAAUUUCUAUCGGAGCCCAGAUAUGAAUGACUCAGUGGAGUUUGCAAUUAACUUCUCCACUACAGUCGAGGCCAUUGCUGCUCUGAAGGAUAGAAUUAAGUCGUAUAUAGAAAGUAAACCACAGCACUGGAGACCAUGUCAUAGUGUGCAGUUGAUCGACAUUGUGGACAUGAACAAGAUUAAGAUGGCUCUUUAUGUAACCCACACUAUUAACUUCCAGAACAUUGCAGAGAAAAACAGCAGAGCUUCUGAUCUCGUUCUGGAAUUGAAAAAAACAUUUGAGGAAUUAGGAAUUACAUAUCAACUUCUGCCUCAGGAUGUUCGUGUAACAUAUGUUGGGUCGCCUGCAUCUGCUUCCAAUGCCUAGAUGGCUAAAUCUGAUCACACAAGUUUAAUGGUUUUCUUGCAUUCUACAGUGCCCUCAUUCUGCUGGUGAUUCUACAGGCUCUGCACUGUAACUUGGAACUAUGCAUGCGGAUUCUCCAUCGUUUCCUAUGGUGGACUGAUUGGUUUUUUCUUGCAGAUUUUCUCACAGGUUUAACGGUGCACAAGCAAGUGUGAUUUUCUGUACUAAAGGGUUAAAUAUGAUUGUUUGAAGCUUCCUUGUCACUCAAGAAUAAGUGUAAAAAUUUGUGCUGCAAAUAGUGCAAAUGUAAUACAAAAUAUUUGUGGCGUGUUUAUGUAGACGCUGAGUAUUUUCAAAUCCAAUUUCGUGGUGAGCUUUUAGCCUCUAUGUAUUUUCUGCAUUUCCUCCUCAGUUUACUAUGCUUGAGACAGCUUGAUUAGCUUUGAAGUCCAGACCGAGCUUAUAAUGGCUCAGCUCCUUGGUUUGUAUUUCGUAGUUCGUAUUAUUGCUUGAGAUUUACUUAACAGAUUUUAAAGUUUAAAAGGAAAUUUGAC
Molecule: messenger RNA, 2940 nt
Organism: Chenopodium quinoa (quinoa)
Lineage: Eukaryota; Viridiplantae; Streptophyta; Magnoliopsida; Caryophyllales; Amaranthaceae
Product: mechanosensitive ion channel protein 10-like
Exons: 6
Coding region: 320-2407 (695 amino acids)
Biological process (GO): transmembrane transport; monoatomic anion transport; detection of mechanical stimulus
Cellular component (GO): plasma membrane
Molecular function (GO): mechanosensitive monoatomic ion channel activity
Source: RefSeq, a predicted model, not a curated record